Molecule: messenger RNA, 1488 nt
Organism: Nymphaea colorata (pocket water lily)
Lineage: Eukaryota; Viridiplantae; Streptophyta; Magnoliopsida; Nymphaeales; Nymphaeaceae
Product: B-box zinc finger protein 22
Exons: 3
Coding region: 208-1146 (312 amino acids)
Biological process (GO): photomorphogenesis; regulation of DNA-templated transcription
Cellular component (GO): nucleus
Molecular function (GO): zinc ion binding
Source: RefSeq, a predicted model, not a curated record
GGUGCCAUGCGUUUCUUGUGUUCAUCUCAGAUAUUUCUCCCUGCUUUCGCUCUCCUCCUUGUGGAUAAACCAUCUUGUAUAAAAGGGGAGAAAACAAAGGAAAGGGAGCAGACGUAAGAGGUUUGAAAAUCUAAAAGGGUUGUUAGGAAGAGAUCUAGAGGGUUUCUCUGUGUUUGAUUGUGUAGAGAGAGAGAGAGAGAGAGCACCAUGAAGAUAACGUGUAAUUCCUGUGAGGUAGCAGAGGCGGUGGUGAUGUGCUGUGCAGAUGAAGCCGCCCUCUGCAGUGGCUGUGAUGAGAAGAUCCAUGCUGCUAACAAGUUGGCAGAGAAGCAUCAGAGGAUUCCUCUCAUGUCCGCCUCUCAGAUGCCCAAGUGUGAUAUUUGCCAGGACGCCAUCGGCUACUUCUUCUGCGUAGAGGACCGGGCUCUGCUAUGCCGGAAAUGCGAUGUGGCAAUUCACACGGCCAAUGCCUAUGUCUCGGGGCACCAGAGGUUCUUAAUCACGGGGGUGCGGGUCGGUCUCGAGACCACCCCUGUCGUCAUCAACCCUGAUCCUGCAGACAGAGGCCCUGCCCCGCCUCCUAAGUGCCCUGCUCCGUUUCUGUCCAAGAAACCGACUCCGGAGGCGGCUCAAACCACGGCGACGGUGCCUGCGGCAGCCACGAUCGCUACUGCUGCCUCCUCUGUAGAUCCAUUUCCGGUCCAGAACUGCAUUCGUGAUAACGCAGGUACCACCGGCAAGGCCCAGUUCCCGGGCACUCCGGUCACCGGGCUACUGCCCAACUGGGGUCUUGAUGAUUUCCUGAGCCUGCCUGAUUUCGAUCAGAACUUCGCGUUCGUCGAUAAUGGCUCAUCUAAGGUUGAUCCGAGCAAGUACGGGGAGUGCGAUUGGUCGCCGAUCUACCACGCUGCCGACGAGGAACUGUCCGUCGAGGAAUGCACAUUCCAGGUGCCGGAGAUGCCGUCGCCGCCGACCGACUCCGGGCUCUACUGGCCGGCUAAUUUUCCGGCAGCUCGGUCGUACGCUGAUGACUCGUUCUUCGUACCGGACAUCACAUCCUCGUCUUCACCUUCUCUCAUCCAGCAACCAUUCUACCAGGUCCACCAUGGUGGGCUAUUGACCGGGAAGCGCCGGAGGCACGUGUGAAGCUCCGGCGACGAAUGCCGGAAGUAUGGUUAGGGUUAGGCCUGAGGGUCUGUGUUCCUUAGGCUUGUGUAUGUUGGCAAUAGGUAGCGCUGACCCUCCGCUCUUGUGUGUUAGGAUUGGACCAGCUAGCUUGUACUCUCCGCACCUUGUGUGAAGUAUCUAAAAAGAAAGGCCCAUAGCUUGUAUGAAAAUGACGCUCUUACCUGGUUUUUCUUUAGUUGUAACUAAGUUCUUUGGCUGUGAUGUAUCUAUUGAAUUUGUAGCAGCGGUGACUAGGUCCAUCAGUCAUUGUACCCAAAUUUUGUGGGCAAUUAAGUAAUUGUACUUGUAAUUUGCAAAGGA